Messenger RNA from Drosophila rhopaloa, 1175 nucleotides. It is a transcript of the gene CSN6, whose product is annotated as COP9 signalosome complex subunit 6. Gene Ontology annotation, biological process: protein deneddylation. Gene Ontology annotation, cellular component: COP9 signalosome. The transcript is spliced from 2 exons. The record is from RefSeq and is a predicted model, not a curated record. NCBI's taxonomy places the organism in Eukaryota, Metazoa, Arthropoda, Insecta, Diptera, Drosophilidae. The coding region runs from base 116 to 1138 and encodes 340 amino acids. Gene Ontology annotation, molecular function: protein binding; metallopeptidase activity.
UUUUUAAGCAACUAAGCCGCGGUCACACUGGCGGAGAGCCGGAGCUUAUCAAACAAAAAGAAUUCGAGUUUACUUUUUACCGCUAACUACGAUUUAUUAAGAGCUCGCAGGCAGCAUGGAGCAAAUGGAAGUGGAUGUGGACAUGUCGGCCAAGCCGAGCACCUCGUCCUCGUCCGGCGGUGCCAGCAAAUCACAGGAUCUCACUCCGGACCAACAGGCGCAGCCCCAGGGAAACAUAAUGGCUGCGGCGGGCAUAAGUGGCUCGGUUACCAUUUCGCUGCAUCCGCUGGUCAUAAUGAAUAUAUCGGAGCACUGGACACGAUUCCGGGCGCAGCACGGUGAGCCGCGUCAGGUGUACGGAGCCCUAAUUGGCAAGCAGAAGGGUCGCAACAUUGAGAUCAUGAACUCAUUUGAACUCAAGACGGACGUCAUAGGGGAUGAAACGGUGAUCAACAAGGAUUACUACAACAAGAAGGAGCAACAGUACAAGCAGGUAUUCAGCGAUCUCGACUUCAUAGGCUGGUACACAACGGGCGAGAAUCCCACGGCUGAUGACAUUAAGAUCCAGAAACAAAUAGCCGCCAUCAACGAGUGUCCCAUUAUGUUGCAGCUCAAUCCGCUCUCCCGCAGCGUGGACCAUCUCCCCUUGAAGCUCUUUGAGUCCCUGAUCGAUCUGGUGGACGGUGAGGCCACCAUGCUGUUCGUGCCCCUCACCUACACACUGGCCACCGAGGAGGCGGAGCGCAUUGGCGUGGACCAUGUGGCGCGCAUGACCUCGAAUGAGUCCGGUGAGAAGAGCGUGGUGGCCGAGCAUCUGGUGGCCCAGGACAGUGCCAUCAAGAUGCUCAAUACUCGCAUCAAGAUCGUGCUGCAGUACAUUCGCGAUGUGGAGGCCGGCAAGCUGCGGGCCAACCAGGAGAUUCUGCGCGAGGCCUACGCCUUGUGCCACCGUCUGCCCGUUAUGCAGGUGCCCGCCUUCCAGGAGGAGUUCUACACGCAGUGCAACGAUGUGGGCCUGAUCAGCUACCUGGGCACGCUGACCAAGGGCUGCAACGACAUGCACCACUUUGUGAAUAAGUUUAACAUGCUAUACGACCGCCAGGGAUCCUCACGCCGUAUGCGAGGCCUCUACUAUUGAUAUGCAACCCCCCAUUAAAGCCUCUGAGAUAAAUGUA